CACCAUUUGCCCCUUCGCCCCCGCGCGCGACGAGGGCGCGCCAUCACCCUCUAUUUUUUAACGCCCUCCUGGCCAACCCCUCCAUUUCUCUCCACCACCGCCCCCUCCUCCCCUCAAGGCUCUCCUCUAGGAGGUCCGAUAGGGCGAUCCAGUCAUGGCAGAAGUCCUGUCAGGACCUCUUGAGCACCGUUUAAGCUCUGCCUUAGAUGGACACUAUGAAGAGAAGAGGAAAUCCAACGUGGAAUACUCGGAGGAUGAAAAGAAAGCCAAGAUCGCAUCGCUGAAGAAGCAGGCGAUGAGCGCCUCACAGAAGUUGAGGCAUUCCAUGAAGAGGGGGAGGAAGAGCAGCAAGGUCAUGUCCAUCUCAAUUUUGGAUGAGCGCGACCCUGAGGAGAUGCAGGCUGUGGAUGCCUUCCGCCAGCUUCUCGUGCUUGAAGAACUGCUACCAUCGCAGCAUGAUGACUACCACAUGAUGCUGAGGUUUUUGAAGGCAAGAAAGUUUGACAUUGAGAAGGCAAAGCAAAUGUGGUCUGAUAUGCUGCAGUGGAGGAAGGAGUUCGAUGCAGAUACCAUUCUUGAGGAAUUCGAGUUCGAAGAAGCGAAUAAGGUGGCAGAAUGCUACCCUCAAGGUUACCAUGGAGUUGACAAGGAAGGCAGGCCUGUCUACAUUGAACGGCUUGGACAGAUCGAUGUUAAUAGGUUAAUGCAGGUCACCACAAUGGAUCGCUUUGUCAAGAACCAUGUCAAGGAGUUCGAGAAGAACUUUGCUGUUAAGUUCCCAGCUUGCUCAAUCGCUGCAAAGCGCCAUAUUGAUCAGAGUACAACAAUUCUUGAUGUGCAAGGAGUGGGGAUGAAGCAAUUCAGCAAAGCUGCGAGGGACCUCAUCGGUCAGCUUCAGAAGAUUGACGGUGAUAACUAUCCGGAGACGCUAUGCCGGAUGUUCAUCAUUAAUGCAGGCCAGGGAUUCCGGCUUCUGUGGAGCACAGUGAAGAGCUUCCUUGACCCGAAGACCACUGCAAAGAUUCAUGUUCUGGGUAACAAGUAUCAGAGCAAGCUUCUUGAGGUGAUUGAUGCCAGUGAGCUGCCAGAAUUUUUCGGUGGAACUUGCCAGUGCGAAGGUGGUUGCAUGAGGGCUGACAAAGGCCCUUGGAAGGAUCCUGAAAUCAUGAAGAUGGUUCAAAGUGGUGCUGGGAGGUGUGGAAAGCUCAGUUCGGCCCCUUUUGAGGCUGAGGAGAAAAUGAUUUGCGAAGAUGACAUCAUAUAUCCUAAGAAACAAGCUUCAUGCAAUGGGGAAGCACAUAUAGCUGGAAAUGGUCAGCGCACCCUGUCACGAAAAAUUUCCCGCAGCCGAAUUGAACAUCCUCAGCUAUCACCUGUUCGUGAGGAACUUAUCCCCACUUCAUAUCCUACCCCCCGGUCACCCUAUUCUUGUGAUGUUCCAAUGUUAGAGAAGGCCAUAGAUGCUAUCUGCAAGAACCAGGGAACACCAGAUGAGAAGCUCGCCAUCACCAAUGCUGUUGUAAAUGCCUCUAAUCGAUCCAAUCCCCCACUCUUUGGUGGCAUUAUGGCACUUGUCAUGAGCAUUGCAACGAUGCUCCGUGUCAGCCGUAACAUGCCCACGAAGGUACUUGACGCUGCCAUAGGUGGUGCUAGACCUGCUACCCUUGGCAUGAAGAGUAAAUCGAAGAUCCAAGCAUUGAAGAGAUCUAAGAUAUCACAGGAGGCUGUGGCGGUGGCCGAAAAUGCUGUCUCCGCAAAGCGCCUCACUGAUCUUGAGGAGAAGGUCAUUGCACUCCUAACAAAGCCUGCGGAAAUGCCGGCUGAUAAAGAGGACAUGCUGAAGGCUGCUGUAAGCCGUGUCAAUGCAUUGGAAGAGGAACUUGCAUCUACAAAGAAGGCCUUGCAAGAGACUCUUCAGCAGCAAGGGGAGAUCCUUGCAUACAUUGAGAAGAAAAAGAAGAAGAAAAGCAAGCGUUUGUUUCGUUGGUAGAAACAAACAACACUGAACUGUUUGCGUCCAUGAGAAGAGCUUUUGAGUGUGAUGGAUGGAGAGUGAGCUGGUGUUUGCAUCUACCAGUAGACUGCGAUUCUAAGUGUAGCAUACAAUGGUCUUUUAUUCUUUUCCCCCGUGUUGCCGCAAUUGAUUGGUCCGAGCUGCACAUUAUACCUUACCCAUGUGGAUGUGCUGCCAAAUUGUCAAUCCCGCCAUUUCUAUUAUCAAUUAUUAUGGAUGGACUGCUGAAUCGAUGAGAAUAUAAAUAUAUUUGUUCCAAACUCGUGAAAAUAUGAAUGGCUG
Messenger RNA from Phragmites australis (common reed), 2296 nucleotides. Its product is annotated as phosphatidylinositol/phosphatidylcholine transfer protein SFH12-like. The record is from RefSeq and is a predicted model, not a curated record. NCBI's taxonomy places the organism in Eukaryota, Viridiplantae, Streptophyta, Magnoliopsida, Poales, Poaceae. The transcript is spliced from 15 exons. The coding region runs from base 155 to 1990 and encodes 611 amino acids.